AUGGCUAGGAAUAGUAUUAAAAAAUCUCCUGUGGUGAAGAAAAAGGAUACUCCAAUAGUUAGAAAAAGAAAGCCAAUCCAACAAGAAGCAGAAGAAGAUUCCAAUGAUGAAGAAUCUGAAGAUGAGUUAAAUGUUGAAGGAUUGAUAGAUGCAAGUGAUGAUGAAGAUGAAGAAGAAGAACAAGAACAAGAAGAACAACCCCAAGAAGAGGAAAAUAACAGUGAUGAUGAUGAUGAUGACGAUGAUGAUGACGAUGACAACAACUCAGAAGCAGAUUCUGAAGAAGAAUUAAAUCAAUUAUUAGGUGAAGAAGAAGAAGAAGAUCCUAGUGAUUAUAAUUCUGAUGAAUUUUCUGAUGAACCAAAAGAUGAUGAUUUAUCAAGGAUCAACAUCAAAUCAUUAUCAGUUUCUGAUCCUUCAAUUCAAAAAAAUUCAAUUUCAAAAUUUUCUGAUGGUUCAAUAAGAAUUUUAAAACCAGAAAUUGAACCUAAAUAUGAUAGUGAUGAUAGUGAUGCUGAAAAUUUCAACACUAUUGGUAAUAUUCCUAUUUCUGCUUAUGAUGAAAUGCCACAUAUUGGAUAUGAUAUUAAUGGUAAAAGAAUCAUGAGACCAGCUAAAGGGUCCGCUUUAGAUCAAUUAUUAGAAUCUAUUGAUUUACCUGAAGGUUGGACCGGUUUAUUGGAUCAAAAUACUGGUACUUCAUUGAAAUUAACUGAUGAAGAAUUAGAAUUAAUUAGAAAGAUUCAACAACAAGAAAAUACUGAUGAAAAUAUUAAUCCAUAUGAACCUUUAAUUGAUUGGUUUACUAAAGAUGAAGAAAUCAUGCCGGUAACUGCUGUCCCGGAACCGAAACGAAGAUUUGUUCCUUCUAAACAUGAAGCUAAACGAGUUAUGAAAAUAGUUAAAGCCAUUAGAGAAGGUAGAAUUAUCCCACCAAAUAAAGUUAAACAACAAUUAACUGAAGAAGAAGAAGAAGAUCAAUUUAAUUUUGAUCUUUGGCAAGAUGAAAUUGAAAUAUCUGAUCAUAUUAUGAAUUUAAGAGCUCCUAAAUUACCACCACCAACUAAUGAAGAAAGUUAUAAUCCACCAGAAGAAUAUCUUUUAACUGAAGAAGAAAAAUCUAAAUGGUUACAAGAAUCUCCUAUUGAUAGAGAAAGAAAUUUCUUACCACAAAAAUAUAAUUCAUUAAGACAAGUUCCUGGUUAUCAAGAUUCCGUUAGAGAAAGAUUUGAAAGAUCUUUAGAUUUAUAUUUAGCUCCAAGAGUACGUCAUAAUAAAUUGAAUAUUGAUCCUGAUAGUUUGAUUCCUGAUUUACCUUCACCAAAAGAUUUAAGACCUUUCCCUAUUCGUUGUUCUACUAUAUAUGAAGGUCAUACUGGUAAAAUUAGAACUAUUUCUAUUGAUCCUCAAGGUCUUUGGUUAGCUACUGGUUCAGAUGAUGGUAGUGUUAGAAUAUGGGAAAUUUUAACUGGUAGACAAGUUUACAAAAUUCAAUUAAUUAAUAAAGAAAUCAAUAAUGAAGAUCAUAUUGAAUGUUUAGAAUGGAAUCCCGAUUCUAGUUGUGGAAUUUUAGCAGUUUGUGUUGGUGAAAAUAUUUAUUUAAUUGUCCCACCAAUUUUUGGAUUUGAUAUUGAAAAUUCUGGUAAAUUAAGAAUUGAAAGUGGUUGGGGUUAUGAUACUUUUGGUAAUAAAAAGAAAGAUCUUAAAAUUUCCUCCCAAAAAGAGGAAGACAAUAAAGAAUCAGACAACGAAGACGAAGACGAAGAAGAAGAUAAUGAUGAUGAUGAUGAUGAUGAUGAACCAGAAACUAGCUCAACUGUUGAACCAAAGAAAGAAGUUGCUAAAUGGUAUCCACCAAAUACUGAACAAGCUUCUAUGGGUAUAUCAGCAAUUAUUCAAUGUCGUAAAACAAUUAAAAAAUUAUCAUGGCAUAGAAAAGGUGAUUAUUUCGUCACGGUUUCUCCCGAUAGUAAAAACACUGCGGUAUUAAUUCAUCAAAUUUCUAAACAUUUAUCCCAAUCACCAUUUAAAAAAUCUAAAGGGAUUAUAAUGGAUGCUAAAUUUCAUCCAUUUAAACCACAAUUAUUUGUUGCUUCACAACGUCAAAUUAAAAUUUAUGAUUUAGCUCAACAAGUAUUAUUAAAAAAAUUAAUGCCCGGGGUUCGAUUAUUAUCAACUAUUGAUAUUCAUCCUCGUGGUGAUAAUUUAAUUGCUGGUUCUUAUGAUAAACGUGUAUUAUGGCAUGAUUUAGAUUUAAGUGCUACCCCAUACAAGACAUUAAGAUAUCAUGAAAAAGCCGUUAGAUCAAUAAAAUUUCAUAAAGGAAAUUUACCAUUAUUUGCAAGUGCUUCUGAUGAUGGUAAUAUUCAUAUUUUCCAUGGGACAGUAUAUGAUGAUUUAAUGACAAAUCCUUUAUUGGUACCAUUGAAAAAAUUAAAUGGUCAUAAAAUUAUUAAUCAAAUUGGUAUAUUGGAUUUAAUUUGGCAUCCUAAAGAACCUUGGUUAUUUAGUGCUGGUGCUGAUGGAACUGCUCGUCUUUGGACUACAUAG
This is a messenger RNA of Candida albicans SC5314, 2550 nucleotides long. It is a transcript of the gene ERB1, whose product is annotated as Erb1p. The record is from RefSeq and is a predicted model, not a curated record. Gene Ontology annotation, cellular component: PeBoW complex; preribosome, large subunit precursor. Bases 1 to 2550 code for a protein of 849 amino acids. The transcript has a single exon. Gene Ontology annotation, biological process: ribosome biogenesis; maturation of LSU-rRNA from tricistronic rRNA transcript (SSU-rRNA, 5.8S rRNA, LSU-rRNA). Gene Ontology annotation, molecular function: ribonucleoprotein complex binding; protein binding. NCBI's taxonomy places the organism in Eukaryota, Fungi, Ascomycota, Pichiomycetes, Serinales, Debaryomycetaceae.